Ochotona curzoniae (black-lipped pika) is the source of this 2458-nucleotide messenger RNA. It is a transcript of the gene FECH, whose product is annotated as ferrochelatase. Gene Ontology annotation, molecular function: protoporphyrin ferrochelatase activity. Gene Ontology annotation, biological process: heme biosynthetic process. The coding region runs from base 66 to 1343 and encodes 425 amino acids. The transcript is spliced from 11 exons. The record is from RefSeq and is a predicted model, not a curated record. NCBI's taxonomy places the organism in Eukaryota, Metazoa, Chordata, Mammalia, Lagomorpha, Ochotonidae.
GGCUCGGCCGGUGCCUCCGCUCGCCGCCGCCAGGACCGCAGGCCCGGGCCGAAGCUGCCCCGGAAAUGCUUCCAGCCGGCGCCAACAUGGCAGCGGCCCUGCGAGGCGCGGGCGCCCUGUUCCGCUGUCCGUCAGCACAUGGCGGCCUGAGGGCCCAUCAGCCACGAAAGUGUCAGUUGGGUACAGCAGCAGCCACUGCCACUGCCACCUCUGAGACAACUGAGCGUGCCAAAAGUGCAAAGCCUCAAGUUCACCCGGAGAAGAGGAAGCCAAAAACUGGUAUAUUGAUGCUAAACAUGGGAGGCCCUGAGACCCUUGGAGAUGUUCAUGACUUCCUCCUGAGGCUCUUCUUGGACCGAGAUCUCAUGACACUUCCUGUCCAAAACAAACUGGGGCCAUUCAUUGCCAAACGCCGGACCCCCAAAAUUCAGGAGCAGUACCGCAAGAUUGGAGGUGGCUCUCCUAUCAAGAUGUGGACCUCCAAGCAAGGGGAAGGCAUGGUGAAGCUGCUGGAUGAACUGUCUCCUCACACAGCUCCUCACAAAUACUAUAUUGGAUUCCGGUACGUCCAUCCUUUAACGGAAGAAGCAAUUGAAGAGAUGGAGAGGGACGGGCUUGAACGGGCCAUUGCUUUCACGCAGUAUCCGCAGUACAGCUGCUCCACCACAGGCAGCAGCUUGAAUGCCAUCUACAGAUACUACACUGGAACGGGCAAGAAGCCUGGCAUGAGGUGGAGCACCAUCGACAGGUGGCCCACACAUCCCCUGCUCAUCCAGUGCUUUGCAGACCACAUUCUGAAGGAGCUGGACCACUUUCCCCCAGAGAAGCAAAGCGAGGUGGUCAUUCUGUUCUCUGCGCACUCCCUGCCCAUGUCGGUGGUCAACCGAGGGGACCCCUACCCUCAGGAGGUGGGUGCCACUGUGCACAGAGUCAUGGAAAGGCUGGGUUACUCCAACCCCUACCGGCUGGUUUGGCAGUCCAAGGUGGGUCCCAUGUCCUGGCUGGGGCCUCAAACAGACGAGACCAUCAAAGGGUUGUGUGAGCGGGGGAGGAAGAACAUCCUUCUGGUCCCCAUAGCCUUUACCAGUGACCACAUCGAAACACUGUACGAGCUGGACAUCGAAUACUCGCAGGUGCUAGCCAGUGAGUGUGGAGUGGAAAACAUCAGAAGAGCAGAGUCUCUUAAUGGAAAUCCGCUGUUCUCCAAGGCCCUGGCUGACUUGGUGCAUGCGCACAUGCAGUCCAACGAGCUGUGCUCCAAGCAGUUGACCCUGGGCUGCCCACUCUGCGUGAAUCCCAUCUGCAGAGAGACCAAGGCCUUCUUCACCAACCAGCAGCUGUGACCCUGUUGACCGGGGCCCUUUCCACAUAUCACGGAAGUGUUACCUGCACAACAUGGAAGUCACGUGACAUGUGCCGGGGGGGGUCCAAAGAAAGUUCACGGGAAAUGUCUGUUACAAAACUAUGCAUAGGAUUCUGAGCCUUGUCUUUGUUCCAAAGCAAACCCAAUUCCCUUUUUCCAUGGGGUGCCCUCACCCAUUUCUAGAGGGACUGACUCUGAAAUUGUUACUGAAGGGUUCCGGGUUUUGUCAUUCUCCCCAGGAAGCCUUUGUGUUCCCUCCCUUUGGGAAUAGUUACUCCUUUGAAGUGGAAAGAAUUAUCCUCUGCCCAACACGCCUAUCUUAAAUACAAAUUUUACUCUUUUGAUCCUAAACCACCUGCCCAGAGAGUGCUCUAUGUGGGCUAUUAGUGUGACUGGGAUCUGUUUAUAGCCAUGUACAGCUAGUUGUACUCUUAGGAGCGAAUGUAACUGGGUUUAUGAAAUGUAGCUUGACAAAGAACCUAAUGGAUCUUGUCCUAGGCCCAGGACAGAUGGAAGCUGGGAUAUUCAUUGGUCAAGUUGGCACCCCUUCCUCACCCUAGAAUGGAAUCAAGUACAGAGUUUAGAGGCAUUCUGUGGCUGUGCUGGCAUGUGAGGCUGGUCACCAUGCUGGCCGCUCAUGCCUUGGUGGAAGUCCAGUGUCCAGCGAUGGGGGCUUCCAUCAGCAUUUCCCAUCCCCAACAACAGCAUUGUUGGGAAACACUCCACAGAGGACUUGGCCUCCCAGUCCUGGCAGCCUUUCCAGCCAGUGACUUCUAGAUCUGACUGCCUUGUCUCAUUUCUGCACAUUGGUUCAUGAAUUAUCUUAUGGCAUCAACUACAUUUUGUAACCUUGAAUUCUUUGUUUAUACAUUUUCAUUAUGAAGAUUACACAGCCAUAUGGCAGAACAUUUAAGAAAUCCAGAACAGAAAUACAACUAUUCAAAUGCAAGUCUUUGCAUUACUGGGUUUCCUGUGAGUUUUUCCCUGUGGCUAUUUUCAAUGUCAUUAUCACCUUCUAACAAAUGUAAAAAUAAUCCCAGAUCAGAAUUCAAUCUUCUAUAUUUGGAUUUAAAUGGAUUAAAAGUCUCUGACGGA